This is a messenger RNA of Ochotona princeps (American pika), 1443 nucleotides long. RefSeq names its product ubiquitin C-terminal hydrolase L1 (gene UCHL1). Gene Ontology annotation, biological process: ubiquitin-dependent protein catabolic process; protein deubiquitination. Gene Ontology annotation, cellular component: cytoplasm. Gene Ontology annotation, molecular function: cysteine-type deubiquitinase activity. Lineage: Eukaryota; Metazoa; Chordata; Mammalia; Lagomorpha; Ochotonidae. The record is from RefSeq and is a predicted model, not a curated record. The transcript is spliced from 8 exons. Bases 1 to 1134 code for a protein of 377 amino acids.
AUGCAGCUCAAGCCUUUGGAGAUUAACCCCGAGCCCCUUUGCAUUCGCUUUUCAGAUGCUGAACAAAGUGAGUGGCGACGCCUGCUGCCUCUGCGCCCUCCCCAGGGAGCGCUCCUCGGCUGUGAGCCGCGCCCUGCGCGCUCCAGAGGCGGUGGGGCUAGGGCGCACGCUGGGCGCGCUCCCUGCGCCUUGGAUUUGGGGGUUGGGGAGGUGAUUCUGCGAUACCAGUGUGGCGGAGGUGAAGGAGGCUGCUGCUCCCGAGGGCGUGGCGCGCGGACUCGGGUACCCGGGCCUCGCGCGGGGCCACGUGUGGGCCGCGCUUUGUGCUGUGUCAUUGCGCCGCCGCGGGUGGGGGGCGGGGCGGGGCUCCUCCCACGGCGGGUGCCCAGGGGUGGGGGUUGGGAUGGGGGCGCGGAGGACGCGCGUGCCGGCCCCGCCCCCUGGCAGGUGCUCAGCACCUGCCGGUCCCCGUGCGCCUGGCCGCCGCCUCGCGUCUCCUCCCCACAGGUGCUGUCCCGGCUGGGGGUCGCUGGCCAGUAUCGCUUCGCCGACGUUCUGGGACUGGAGGAGGAGACGCUGGGCUCCGUGCCAGCGCCUGCGUGCGCGCUGCUGCUGCUGUUUCCUCUCACUGCCCAGCAUGAGAACUUCAGGAAAAAGCAGAUUGAGGAACUGAAAGGACAGGAAAUCAGCCCCAAGGUGUACUUCAUGAAGCAAACCAUUGGAAACUCCUGUGGCACCAUCGGGCUGAUCCACGCUGUGGCCAACAAUCAGGACAAAAUGGAAUUUGAGGAUGGAUCAGUCCUGAAGCAAUUUCUUUCUGAAACGGAGAAGAUGUCCCCUGAAGACAGGGCAAAAUGCUUUGAGAAGAAUGAGGCCAUACAGGCAGCCCAUGAUGCAGUGGCACAGGAAGGCCAGUGUCGGGUAGAUGACAAAGUGAAUUUUCAUUUCAUCAUGUUCAACAAUGUGGACGGCCACCUCUAUGAACUUGAUGGGCGAAUGCCUUUCCCGGUAAACCACGGCGCCAGCUCGGAGGACUCCCUGCUGCAGGAUGCUGCCAAGGUGUGCCGGGAAUUCACCGAGCGUGAGCAAGGAGAGGUCCGCUUCUCGGCCGUGGCCCUGUGCAAGGCGGCCUAAUGCUCGCGGGAGGGCCUUUGCUGUUCCCCCGCCCUUCAUCGUAAGCGUCCAUCCCGGACCGGGCCAUCUACACGCUUCAGUGGUUCUGUGUCCUGCUCCCCGCCCUGCCCUGCCCCAUCCAUGCACUAGCUGAGUUGGUGGGGUUUGAUGUAAGCUUCAGGUGGCGAAGCAUUCCCCCCACCCCCAACACUGUAUGUCUCGUUCCUUAAUAUCUAUGCUUUACAUGGCUGUUUCGGUUUAUGUCUCUAAGUUAAGGCCUUGGAUGAGGUUGAAUUAUUUGUCCUUAAAAGGAAUAAAACUUUUCUGCUG